CAAGCAUAUUUUUCUUCGCAACGGUCGUGAAUAAGCUCUAAUAACUUUACUGUCAUCGUCUUUACUGAAACUAACAAACAAUGCCUGCAAUUCCGGUCCUGCGCUCGCCCAAGAUCAUCGUCAUGUCAGAUUUCGACGGCACGAUCGCACUGGACGAUACGGGCAACGUAAUCUGCGACUACUGCAUCAGCACCAAGCGGCGGGAAGCAAUCGACUCCCAGUAUUUGUCGGGCAAGAUCACCUGGCGGCAACGGCAAGAGCAGUGCUGGAACCCGAUCAAAAUGCCAUGGAUCCAAGCAGUCUCCCUGCUGAAGGACUGCCGGGUCGACCCGUAUUUUUCGCAAGUGAUCUCUUGGUGUGCAGAGCACAAUGUGCCGUUUGGCGUGGUGAGCGCCGGCAUGCAAAAUCUGAUCCAAUUGGUGUUUAAGCGCAACCUGACGCAGCAGGAGUUGUCGUACCUAGAGGUGUUUUCGAAUACGGCAGAGAUUGGCAAGAACGACAAGUGGACGGUGACGUUCGCUGAUGACAGUGAUUUGGGGCACGACAAGGCAAGGACUAUCGAGAAGGUCAAGGAACGGUACCAGGUCACGCCCAAGGUGGUUUAUUUGGGCGACGGCGUGUCGGAUGUGGCCAGUGCGAAGCGCGCCGACUACUUGUUUGCCAGGCGCGGACUCGACCUGGACAAGUGGUGCAUCGAGAAUAACGUCGCACACGAGGCGUUCGAUGAUUUCGCGUACGUGGCGAAGCGUCUGGAGGAGAUCAACCAGGAGCUGUAAAAGGAAUAAUAAUACAC
Molecule: messenger RNA, 793 nt
Organism: Linderina pennispora
Lineage: Eukaryota; Fungi; Kickxellomycota; Kickxellomycetes; Kickxellales; Kickxellaceae
Exons: 1
Coding region: 81-776 (231 amino acids)
Molecular function (GO): phosphatase activity
Source: RefSeq, a predicted model, not a curated record